GGCGAGAGGGAGAAGGGGAAGCCGGAAGGGGCGCGAGUGAAGCCUGGGGGAGAAGACAGCUCCCGAGAAGGAGAGGGGUGCGCGUGCGCCCGCCUCUCCCCCCUAACUCUCGCCUGGUCCCUGCUGUCCUCUCUUACGGCCAGGUGACACCUAGGCCCGGUCCGCCGCCCACUGCCUGGGUGGCUAGCAGCGCGCGCCCUGCCCUCGCGAUUGGCGCCGGCCGCCCCUCCCCCUCGUCCAGUCCGUCCCGUCGCGUCCCGUCCCUUCGGGUGCCGCCGGCCGGGUGCCGAUGCGCGUCGGCUGCAGCGGGGCUUUUUUCUGACUCCUGGUCCCUUCCCCGGCUGCCCUUCCCGCCGCGUCGCGGGGCCGGCCGCAUCUCCGGCCCCAGGAUGCAGAAUGUGAUUAACACGGUGAAGGGAAAAGCACUGGAAGUGGCUGAGUACCUGACCCCGGUCCUCAAGGAAUCAAAGUUUAAGGAAACAGGUGUUAUCACCCCAGAAGAGUUUGUGGCAGCUGGGGAUCACUUAGUCCACCACUGUCCAACAUGGCAAUGGGCUACCGGGGAAGAAUUGAAAGUGAAGGCAUACCUACCAACAGGCAAACAAUUUUUGGUCACCAAAAAUGUGCCAUGCUACAAGCGGUGCAAACAGAUGGAAUAUUCAGAUGAAUUGGAAGCUAUCAUUGAAGAAGAUGAUGGUGAUGGGGGAUGGGUAGAUACUUAUCAUAACACAGGUAUUGCAGGAAUAACCGAAGCAGUUAAGGAGAUUACAUUGGAAAGCAAGGACAGUAUAAAACUUCAAGAUUGCGCAGCAAUAUGUGAGGAGGAGGAAGAAGAAGAUGAAGGAGAAGCUGCAGAUAUGGAAGAAUAUGAAGAAAGUGGAUUGUUGGAAACAGAUGAGGCUACCCUAGACACAAGGAAAAUAGUAGAAGCUUGUAAAACUAAAACUGAUGCUGGAGGUGAAGAUGCUAUUUUGCAAACAAGAACUUAUGACCUUUAUAUCACUUAUGAUAAAUAUUACCAGACACCACGAUUAUGGUUGUUCGGCUAUGAUGAGCAAAGGCAGCCUUUAACAGUUGAACACAUGUAUGAAGACAUCAGUCAAGAUCAUGUGAAGAAAACAGUGACCAUUGAAAAUCACCCUCAUCUCCCACCACCUCCAAUGUGUUCAGUUCACCCAUGCAGGCAUGCUGAGGUGAUGAAGAAAAUCAUUGAGACUGUUGCAGAAGGAGGAGGAGAACUUGGUGUUCAUAUGUAUCCUUACCUAUAUUUGGUUCCUAGGAUUUUCUUUUCCUCUUUGGGAAAUACUGGUACAGUGUUAGUGCCACAGUACCAAUAACUUGUUUUAGCCCCUCAUAAUGGAAGUCUUAGUACAAGUCUUUAUUUGGGAAAUGUUACAUUGUGAUACUUCUGCUUUGUUAGUUGGUUAGCACAUGUCCCUGUGUGCACCAGUCAGCUCUGCCUCGUUACAGAGCCUCAGGUCAGUAUGUGCUUUUCUAGGCAGCAGCUUGCCAGUUCUUUUGUUUGUCCAAGAGGCAAUGGCUAAGAGUAUUUGAAUAUAAAACCUUUGCUCUUGAUGGAAAAGAAACUCAGUGGGCAUAAUUUAUUGAUGAAAGAAGAGUAACCUACUAAUUUAGAAGAUAACACAUGAGUAUCUUUUCCCUAAGUAUAUUUCCAAUUUAACUGUUAACAAAAAAUGUGCUUCCCUCAGGUAAAAGUAAACUUAGGUUGUGUCAUUCUAAGGUCUCUGAAGCAAAGAAUUCAGUUUAACAGAUAGGUUAAUUAAAAAGUAAAACACACAAAGUAUAUUUCAGAUAUUCUUAAAAUACAGUUUUCUCCAGAUAAAAGCACCCUUCUCACAUCUUACUAUGAUUUUCCUACUUUCUCUGUGGUUGACAAGAGGAAACUAAAUCAUCUGUUGGAUAUCGAAGUACAUAUACCUAUAGCAUGGAUUCAUCAAAAGCAGCCAAAAUCGGUGAUUUAGAUGCCAAAUAAUUUGAAUUAAUUUGGUGCUAGAUUGAUGUUACAUUUGCUUGUUCAUGCCACUCAGUGUUAGAUGUAGACUGUGAGGGGUCACCCCUCUCUUGGAAUUACAGAUAAACUAAAUUGCUAAUAAAGGGGGUUCCUCAGAGGACAUAUUUGACAUUAAAAGAAACCAAGAACUUUUGGUCCAAACCAGAUUUACUCCUGAAACUGUGUGAUGCAUAACUUGAGCAUUCAUUUCUGUAGUGGAGGGGCUAGGUAGCAACUUGGAAGAUACUGUAGCUACAAUGGACUCUUUCUAAUAAAAUCCUGAUUUUUUUUCCGUGUUCCACAGUACUUGGAAAUCUUAAGAGUUUAAUGUUUAUUGGGGGCAUUGAUGAGUCAUUAUUAAACACAGAGUUUUCCAAGUUUAUGUACAUAAACUAACUUAGAAUCAGUCCUUACAGAUGGUUUCUGCUUAAUUUUUUUCUUUUGCUUCAGU
This is a messenger RNA of Enhydra lutris kenyoni (northern sea otter), 2462 nucleotides long. Its product is annotated as autophagy related 3. The transcript is spliced from 11 exons. Gene Ontology annotation, molecular function: Atg8-family ligase activity. Lineage: Eukaryota; Metazoa; Chordata; Mammalia; Carnivora; Mustelidae. Bases 390 to 1337 code for a protein of 315 amino acids. Gene Ontology annotation, biological process: autophagosome assembly; autophagy of mitochondrion; nucleophagy. Gene Ontology annotation, cellular component: cytoplasmic ubiquitin ligase complex; cytosol. The record is from RefSeq and is a predicted model, not a curated record.